Lindgomyces ingoldianus is the source of this 1540-nucleotide messenger RNA. RefSeq lists its product as uncharacterized. NCBI's taxonomy places the organism in Eukaryota, Fungi, Ascomycota, Dothideomycetes, Pleosporales, Lindgomycetaceae. The coding region runs from base 202 to 1308 and encodes 368 amino acids. The transcript is spliced from 4 exons. The record is from RefSeq and is a predicted model, not a curated record.
GAGCUUAUUCGCAGUCUCAGCCCUCCACGCAGCUCAAGCUUCCUGGCUUUCAACAUGUUUUCUUCUUUGACUCGCCAUGCAUCCUAGGCUUCAGCCAUCCUUCUUAAAGUUCCCUUUCUGAUCCUUCCCCUGCGUUGCAGCGCUUAUUGCAAGCGAAAACGUUCCGACGGCUACUGUCAACGCUCUCCACAACCCUUUGCUAUGGCGAUCUUUCCAUUUCUUCUCGAGAUAUCGCUCUUGUUCUUAUACCCCAUUCUCGCUACGUCUGCUCCAAAUCUACAAGAUGCGCUCCUAAUCACGCCGCCGCCGAUACCAGAGCCGACUCAUUGUCCGUCUCCAAAUCUACUAAAGCGUCAACUGAGCUGCACGUAUGGGCAGUGUGGAGACAAUUGUCUGUCACAGGGCGCUUUCUGCUGUGGGCCCGCGGGGACCCUGGCGACUUCCCCAUAUUGGGUUUGCGACAACGGAGCAUGCAUAACAAGCGUCCGUGGAUCAACUGGCAUAGUUGACUGCUACGACCCCGACAACCCAUCUGGAACAACUCAGUCCUGCCACGACCAUGGAGCGACCUCAAGCUGCAGCUCAACCGAUCGCUGCUUUACAUGCGAUACCGAUGUCCCUUACUGCCAUUGGGAAACCUGGAUUGACAAACCCACGAACUCGCCAACUCUGAAAUGGUUCUCAUGCAUAGAAUCCCGAAUCGCAGACGCAACAAUCUUCGCCGCAAACAUCACAAUACCCUCCCAGACCAACCCAUCGACUUCGACCACAACUUCAACUUCGACCUCACCAUCUGGCAAUUCGUCACCUCUCUCCACAGGCGCUAUAAUCGGCAUCGCCGUUGGCGCUGGCAUAGCCAUCAUAGGCGCAGUUGCCAUUCUCCUCUAUUGCUGCUUCAAGAAACGCCAGACCUCCCGCCUUCGGCCUCAGGAGCUCAGUGCUGAAGAACAAAACAAACAAACAAGUCCCCCGCCAAUGAUAUACCAACCUCCGGUCGAACUUGACGUACCACGACACGAUCGCAGCGAGCUCGGCAGCACAACCGCAUACUCGCCACAUUCACAAAUAAGCACACCCUUCACGCCCCACGAUGAACGAUAUGCACAGAAUGUCGAGGAAAUCGAUAUGUGGCGAAGAGGGAUGGAUGCGUCGGAGCUGCCGACUAAGAUGCCGAGCUAUAUGGAGCAGCCUUCUCGAGAGCUCUAUGGGGAUGCGGGUGUUAGGAGGGAGGUUCAGGAUCCGAGGGAUAGUUGGGGUCGGGGAGAUGAUCUGGGUCAUAUGAGUCCUGGGGGUCAGACGGAGAGGUAGGCUGGCAGGGUGGUUUGUUUCCUUCCUCGUCACUAUGAUGUUACGAAUGGUGAUACCAGUAUGGCGUUCCAAGGAACCUUCCGGUUUGUAUUGCAUCAGGAGAUGGUUGGGUGAUUGGAGCUUCUUCCAUCCUCCAGAUCUUGGCACUCCCUUUUGACGGGUUACAUAUUGUAUCAUUAGUCUAACAGGACCGUCAUGUUGGCUGAAUGUUGCGGUUGAAUUGGGUAUCAAA